GCGUUUUUGAGAUUGUAGUUUGUUCAAAAUGGCUGUUUCGGUGGUUGGAUGUGAGAUAUGGAAAAACUGGGAAAAACAAGGAAAAAAUGAUUACCUGAAAAUAUUUAAGCAGAUCAUCGCCAACAGUACAAAUACCCAUAGUCCAAUUCUGAGUGACGAGUGUGAUGCCUCUGCCUUGACAAGAUCAGUGUAUGAAUUAAUAUGGCAUGGCAUCAAAGGACCCCUAAGAAGGGAUGCCACUGUAGCUGCUUUAGGGGAAAUAUUGGAACUACAUGUUGACAUGGCAUCCAUUGUGCUGGACGUUAUAAGCAUAGUAGAUGCAGAAACAACAUGUGUGGAAAACAAUUCUGAUGAACGACAGAGACUCUGCUUUAUUGUCAAAGAAUGUGAAAAGUUUUUUUCAGACAAGUUACUGAAAGAACGUUUGGAGAUUGAUACUCUGCAGGAUGUUGGCACGCUAAAGAACAGAAGUUUCUACACAAAGUUCAUAAAAGUGAAGACAAAACUCUACUAUAAGCAAAGAAAAUUCAACUUGUUUCGUGAGGAAAGUGAAGGGUAUGCCAAGCUAAUAACGGAAUUAAAUCAGGAAGUAUCUGGAAACGUCACCCCAAAGAAUAUCCUCGAAGUUAUCAAAUCUUUAAUAGGUUGCUUCAACUUGGAUCCAAAUCGUGUGCUGGAUAUUAUUUUAGAAAGUUUUGAAUGUCGUCCAGAGCUACACGAGUUCUUCGUGCCACUGUUGCAGUCAUACAUGUGCGACCCCAAAAUUCUUUGUGAAGUGCUUGGCUUUAAAUUUUGUUUCUACCAAAAUAGCAGUGAGGAAACAACACCCAACUCUCUGCAUUUGGUCACAGCUUUGAUGCUACAGCAUGGAAUUAUUGCAUUGGAUGACAUCUACUGCUGGCUCACUCCAGAUGAUAAAGUUAUUUACAAAGAAUGGGACAAGGAAAUGAAGGAAGCUGUAGAAUAUGUCAGGAAACUGAAUAUAAUUUCAACAAAGGAUAAAGAGAAAGAAGAGCCAGUGGAAGAGAAGGAGAGUGCUCGGGAAAAGUAUGCAGCAAACCAGAAGUUUGGUCUUUGUGAGGCAUUACUGACUGUCGGUGACUGGACUCACGCAGAGCAGUUAACACGAAAACUUCCAGAACAUUGUGCAAUGGAUCAACCACCUGUUGCGCGGGCUCUGUGUCAGCUCAUACAUGUUCUCAUAGAACCAGUUUAUCGUAUGAAAUGUGGACCACUAACAAAGAAUCAUGUCCGCACUCCUCGUGCUCACCAGUUGAGCUCCCUUGCACCCAAACCUGCUCAGACUCUCCUCGAGCUGCGUGAUGCAGCAUUUCCCAUGCUGCAGGCAUUGGGACCAUCCUUGCAUCAUGACCCUGUACUGAUGUAUAAGGUGCUGAGGAUUUCAAAAGUUGCUCUUGGAGAGUGUGCUGCAGAUGGCCAGCCUCCAAAAGAAAAUUCAUCGGACGGUUUAUAUUAUGACGUGAUAACACUCCUGGAUGAAGUUAUACUACCAUCACUGUCAUACAUGGAAUGUAACUGUUGCAUUGCAGAGGAAGUGUGGAAUGUAGUGAAACUAUACCCAUAUCAGUUCAGGUACUGCUUGUACAGUCGAUGGAAAAAUGAAACCUAUAAGUCUCAUGCAAAACUCUUGCGUAAACGUGGUGAUGAACUAAAGAAGAUAAAAUCUUUGAUGAAACGCGUGAGCAAGGAAAAUAUUAAACCUGUUGGAAGAUCAAUUGGAAAGCUGACUCAUUGUGCACCGGGGUAUUUCUUUGACUAUAUGCUGAUGCAGAUACAAAUAUAUGACAAUCUUAUCACACCUAUAGUUGAUUCUCUAAAGUACCUGACGAGUCUUUCUUACGAUGUCCUUGGUUACUGCCUUGUGGAGUCCCUCUCUAGUGCAGAUCGAGAACAUUUCAAGCAUGAUGGAACUUCAAUUUCUCUCUGGCUUCAGAGCCUCUCUUCCUUCUGUGGGGCCAUUUUUAAAAAGUAUAACAUAGAACUAACUGGGCUCUUACAAUAUGUUGCUAAUCAACUGAAAGCUCAAAAGAGUCUGGACUUGUUAAUACUAAAGGAGGUAGUGCAAAAGAUGGCAGGUAUAGAGGCUGCAGAGGAAAUGACACCUCAACAGUUAGAAGCUAUGGCAGGUGGAGAACUACUCAAAGGAGAGGCAGGUUACUUCAGCCAAGUACGGAAUACAAAGAAAUCUUCUCAGCGUUUGAAAGAAGCACUGUCGGAACAAAAUCUUGCAGUAGCAUUAUAUCUGCUAAUGGCCCAACAGCGGUACUGUGUUCUGUACAGAGAAACUGAGAAGAGCCAUCUCAAACUAGUAGGAAAAUUAUAUGAUCAGUGUCAAGACACAUUGGUGCAGUUUGGGACAUUCUUAAAUUCCACAAUGUCAAAUGAAGAAUAUGUGACAAAGAUGCCAUCAAUUAAUAAAAUGCUUCUGGAGUACCACAUGCAUGCAGAUGUAGCAUUCUUUCUGGCGAGACCAAUGUUUACGCAUGCUAUAAAUUUACGAUUUGAAGCAUUACGAAAAGCAGAUCCAAAUGGUAAAAAGAUGUCUGCAUCACAGAAACAUCAAAAGUAUUGUGAAGCAGUGAGUGAGAUAAUGGGACCAAUUGUGGCAUCUGUGAAACCAUUACAUCCAGUAAAAGUGUGGGAAGAUAUUUCUCCUCAAUUCCUUGUCACGUUCUGGUCUCUUACAAUGUAUGACUUGUUCGUUCCUGUCGAGAGCUACCAGCGCGAGAUCAGUAAGAUUCGACAGUUGUCACAAGCAGCCUUGGAUUCAAAAGAUAUGGCAGCAAGUAAAGGAAAAAAGGAACAGGAGAGAUAUGCAGCACUUUCUGAGAAGCUACAUGAAGAAAAGAAGAAGCAACAAGAACAUGUUGAAAGAGUUAUGGCUAGGCUUAAGCAGGAGAAAGAUACGUGGUUCCUGUCUCGCUCAGCAAAAGCUGCCAAGAAUGAGACAAUAACACAGUUUCUGCAGCUGUGUCUUUUUCCAAGAUGCAUUUUCACAGCAACUGAUGCUGUUUACUGUGCCAAGUUUGUGCACACCAUCCAUAGUUUGAAGACUGCCAACUUCUCCACAUUACUCUGCUAUGACAGGCUGUUCUGUGACAUCACAUACUCUGUUACAUCAUGUACAGAAAAUGAAGCAAAUCGUUAUGGGCGUUUUCUAUGUGCAAUGCUAGAGACUGUUAUGAGAUGGCAUUCUGAGAAGGCCGUCUUUGAGAAGGAAUGUGCAAAUUAUCCUGGUUUUGUUACUAAAUUCCGAGUCAGCAACCAGUUUUCCGAAGCAAAUGAUCACGUAGACUACGAGAACUACCGGCAUGUUUGUCACAAGUGGCACUAUAAAAUUACAAAAGCCAUGGUUGUUUGUCUUGAUUCAAAGGAUUAUGUUCAAAUUAGAAACUCUCUUAUUAUUCUCAUCAAGAUAUUACCUCAUUUUCCUGUCUUGUUGAAACUUAGGCAGAUUAUAGAGAAGAAAAUUGAAAAGGUCCGUGAAGAAGAAAAGAAUCAUCGUCAAGAUCUAUUCAUAUUGGCUACAAGCUACAGUGGGAAACUCAAAGCGAAGGCUGCAACUAUGAUACGGGAAAACGACUUUCACCAGGUUGGGGAAAAGUCUGCAAGUGUGGCACAAGAAGCUAAACAAGAUGUCUCAAGUUCCUCAGUGGUGUUACCUCCAAAGCAGAUUAAUGGUGACAUUGAACGAGAACGGGAGCGCCCCUCAGAAAAACAUGAAAAAGGAAAGGAAGUCAGUGGUCGAGAAUCGAAAGAGAGAUCUGAACGCAAGACUGAAGGUGCGAGGCAAGGAGCAGGAGGAACAUCUCUCACAAAUGACCUGCCUUCUACAAAGCUGCCUUCAGCUCCCAAAAUAGUACCCGCUGGACAUGCUAUCGCUGCAAUGGAAACCAAGAGGGAACUGCCACCAGUAAUUUCGAAAGAGAAGGAAAAAAUUAAAGACAAAGAUUAUGAACCAAAGGAAAAGACAACAAAGAAAGAUGAGCGAAGGGAGGAAUCUGAAAGGGAGAGGCGCUCCAAGGAAAAAAAGGAAGAGAAAAUACCGCGUGAAGAAAGACUGUAUCGACAGCAACAGCCUCAGCAACAGCAGCAGCAGCAACAGCAACAGAGCCAGCAACAAGAGGAUCGCGAUCGAGACCACGAAAGAAGUCGCGAUCGCGAAAGGGAAAGAGAUCGCGAUAGGGAUCGCGAUCGCUACUCCGAAUCGGCGGGACCUUCCGUCAAGGACGAAUAUGGCACGACUGCAUCCAUCACCCGAUACGGAAGUGAGCGUGACCGUGAUCGUGACAGAGACCGUGAGAGGGAGAGAGAGCAGCGGUACUACACAACGGCGGCUGCGGCAGUGGAACGCGUGGAACGCACACACUACUACCAGCCGCCUCCUUCCAGCCAGCAUGAUGACCGUGAUCUCAGCUCGCUUUCGAACUCCAGUUCAGGUUCCACACACCGCCGCAGCCAGGAACCACCAGACCUUGUUGAUAGAGAUGUCAAGAGGCGGAAGAUGGAUGGCAGCUCGUCAUCAACGAAGAGUUCAAAACAUGAAGAGCGGAAACAGCAGUUGUUACUCGAGCAGAUGGCCCUGGAGAAAGCGGAAAAGAAAGAAAGGAGCUCAAAAUCAAAAGAAAAGGGCACCCGUGAUAAGUCAACCACUGAUGAAGAAAAAGAACUCAGAAAGGAACGGAAGCUUGGUCGCAAAAGGGAUCGCGCAGAAGAGGCACUUCUUCUAGCUGAGCAGAAACGCCGUAAAGAGGAAGAAAAAGUUGCUAAACUGGGAAGUCAUCAGAAUGGCGACCCUAAUGAGGGUCAUGUUCGAGAGAAACACCACUACAGUACCAGGGACAAAUCCCCAUAUGGAAGAGAACGAGAUCGAUCCCACGAUCGUGAAGGUCGUGACAAACAUCGUCGUUCGAAUGAAGGCAAACGAAGAUGAUGGCCAUGUUGAUGCAUUUUAUUUUCAUCUUUCACACAAUUUGGUGCUUACCAAACGUAAAGAAGAAUGUGUGAAUGAACAUUAGUGAUGUGACUAUUUUUCAAACUCAGUUUGAAUAGCGUGCAUUUCUUUGUUACUUGUGAAAAUAGUGUAAAUAUGUUGUAAAUUAUUUUUUGAAGAUAUGUAAAAUUGAAAAAUGUUUUAAAUAACUUUAGAUGGAAGUACGUGUGGUGAAAUGAAAAGAAAAUUAAAUAAAAUUUGGAUCUCAGUAUAUAUUUUGUCUGUAUUGGGGAUUUGUGUGCACCCCAAAUCUUUCACUAUGUCAAAUGAAUAACUAAUUUAGUUGCUCAGAGUUCUAAGCAAGACUGGAGUCACAUAAAUGGUCUUUCAUUUUGUUUGUCAGUUUUAAGUAAAGGAAAUCUGCCUUGUCUGGAGCAAAAAAUCCUCUUUCUCAUUGUUUUUGUGAAUGAUAUUUUGGUGUCAUUUUUAUACAAAAUACAUGCU
Messenger RNA from Schistocerca piceifrons (Central American locust), 5458 nucleotides. It is a transcript of the gene tho2, whose product is annotated as THO complex subunit 2. The transcript has 32 exons. NCBI's taxonomy places the organism in Eukaryota, Metazoa, Arthropoda, Insecta, Orthoptera, Acrididae. The record is from RefSeq and is a predicted model, not a curated record. The coding region runs from base 29 to 4954 and encodes 1641 amino acids. Gene Ontology annotation, molecular function: mRNA binding. Gene Ontology annotation, biological process: mRNA processing; mRNA export from nucleus. Gene Ontology annotation, cellular component: THO complex part of transcription export complex.